Molecule: messenger RNA, 4179 nt
Organism: Linum trigynum
Lineage: Eukaryota; Viridiplantae; Streptophyta; Magnoliopsida; Malpighiales; Linaceae
Source: the annotation of a GenBank genome assembly
CAGAAAUUUGAAAAAUCCUCGCUGGAAUCCUCUGUUCCUCGCCGGAAAACCGCGACAAAACCACACUUUUCGAUUUUUUCGGCCAUUUUUUGUCAUUUUUCCACCAAACCAACAACAAACCCACCCUUCCUACACCAAAAGCGGCCUAUCCCUCCAUUUUGAGGAGAUUUGGCCGACGUUUUUGUCGCCGGAGGCGAUUUCCGGCGAGGCUCCGACGAGCACUUCCGGUCACUUUUUUGGUGUUUCGUCUCAUCCAUCGCCUUCCCCUCAUCAUCCCCUACACCUCUACUUGAGUCUCCAGGUUUGAUUUUGCCUUUAACUAUGUUAAUUGUGGAGAAUUGGGUGUUAGGGUGCAUGUUUAGAGAACCUCAUUGAAUCUUGUGAUUUUUGUGCAAUUGAUUGAGGGGAAUGCAUGGAGUGUGUUUGAAUUGUGUUGGGCAAAGUCCCUCUUGAUUGUUUGAGCCCUUGUGUGCAAAAAUUGUGCCAAUUUCAUGCUUACCUUAAUAGUGCACACAAGGUGUUCGAUGAAAUGCCUGUUUUUCAUGCUAUGUUGUGGGCACCGGUUUUUAUUGAUGUGCUUUGAGGGUGUGUUUGCUAUGGAUGUGAACCUUAAGUUGCCUAAUUUAUCGUGAAUGUGCACCCCCACUCAGAUUAUGCUUGAUUUAUCGAGUUUUUGACCCCCGAACUAUGGAUUAAACCAUGGCUCGGCUGUUUUCAGUUCUUAAGUGUGGGGGUGUAAUUGGCCCUUUCUUUGGCUCUUUUGGUUCCACUUUGGGUUGUUCUUUUGCAGGACAAUGUCGAAACCUGACCUCAAGCACCCGUUCAUCCGGGAUUUGAAGAGGGGGCCCGCCCAGGAUUGCUUCAAGCAGGUCCUGAAGUGCCCGUUUGGGCAGCACCAUUGCUGGUCCAAACGGGAGUUUCGGACAUUGCACUGCUACGAGCAACUCUCCGCCGCCGUCACCAACCACCCAUGGCGCCGUCUGCUCUCCAUCUGCAAGAAGGUUUACUAUGAGCCCGUGCUUGAGUUCUACACGACCUUCAAGCACACACCCACAGACGAUUGGAGAGACGGUGCAGCCGUCAAAUUCAGGCUAGGCGGUGCCCCACGGUCCAUGAGCUACCACGAGCUGGCCGAGGCUCUCGACCUCGACGGUGGUGCGGACUACGUCAUCGAGGUCAACGACCCAUCAGAGGUGGACUUCAGGAGGCUGUACACCCGCCUGGCUAGGCCAGGCCAGACACGUCCCUUAUCGGCCGGGAGGACGAAGGCCACUACACUGCAGCUCAACAACCGCCUUCUCCACCACCUGCUGGCGAAGUCUUAUACUCCAGCUUCAGACAGUGCCAGCGCCAUCACUAAGAGGGCCCUGUACGUCAUCCAGUCGAUCCGCCAGGACGACCAUCCCCUCCACUUGGGUUCGGUGGUGGCCAGGACCUUCGAGAAGACUGCUUCGGAACUGAAGAGUCUCCACUGCACCCCCCUCAUCACCCGCCUGGCCACCUACUUCGGCCUUUCCCUGCAGGGGUGCACACAGCAGGGGGACACCAUCGUUUUUGGCAGGUCGACGAUCAAGCACAUGCACCUGCUGCGAGAGAACCGCGACAUUCUAUGGAUCGAGGGGUUUCCGGAACCUCAGAUCCCCGUGGAGGACAAGCAGGAGGACCAGCCAGAGGUCCAUCCAGAGGGCCAGGAGGAUGAGGCUGCUGAUCAUAUGGAGCCCGAGGAUGUGGAUGAUGCUGUUGAUCCACCACAGACUCACUUCCAUUACGGAGGUGGCAACUCCGCUUUCCCGGGGCAGGAUUACUUCACCUCCCAGUUCGAGCAGCUGCGUCUCCAGAACCAGCAGAUCCUCGACCAUCAGAUGCAGUUCCAGCAGCAGUACGCGGCUCACCAGGCCGGGUACCACCAGAGGAUGGCUGUUUACGAUGAGAGAUUGGACCAGAUCCAGACCCAGCAGGGAGUGACUCUCGCACACAUCGAGCGAGAGAGGCGCCGUUCACGGCGCAUGCAGGAGGUCCAGCAGCAUUUACUCCAGUUGCUACCGGGCAAGCAGCCCGUUUGGAGGACUCCCUGGGAGGACUCUCCACUUCCACCUCCCCCAGCGGAUGGUGAUGAUGGUGCUGCUGGUGAUGACGCCUUCAUGGACGACAUCGACUUUGGUGAUCUUGGCGACGAGUAGGCUGUACUCGUUGCCCAUCUCAGUGUCUUUUGUUUUCCGUAUUAGACUUUUGCGUGUUUGCUCCAUGUGUGAGGAGCUUGAACUUAGUGUCGUUUGUUUUUGUUUUUGUUUUUUUCUUUUGUGGAUUGUUUUUGCUGUAGCCGUCUGGGCUAACACUUAUCCCUAACACAACGUGUGCUAGUGUGUUCUUGGUGUUCGAUUCAUGCAGAACUGUCCAUCUUCCCGUUGGUUUCUCGCUGACUGGUCCACUUCCAGUCCCCCAGCAUUUUCAAUCCGGUAACAUCGUUCCCCUUAUCUCUCCCUCUACUCCAUUGAGGGCAAUGUCGUGCUUAAGUGUGGGGGGGUGCUUUGUAUCGGUUGGAAUAUAUAUUUGGGUGCUUGGAGCCUAGUCCGCAGUCCGAAUCUUAUGAUUUGAGGGCUCCAAGUACUGCUGUUUGAUCAUAUUGGCACUGUGUUUUGAUUGGUGAAUUGAAUGGUUUUCGGAUUGAUGCAUGACAGCUUGAUUGUGACUAGGACAACCUAUGAUGAGGACUGAGACGUGCAGUAGAAUUGUGUAGGGGUUCCGUUUUUCAACUGUGACUUGGAUUGAUUACUUGUUCUUGACAGUCUCUUAUGCAUAUAGUUCAGGGUAUCAGAAUGUGAGAUAGAGCAUAUAGGUAGCCAUGUGAGAUUUGAGCCUGCUCGUUUCUUUCUUGUGCGAUAGAUCCCUCUUCCAUGAUGUGUAGCAUUCACGUUGUCACUAGCUAAGAUGAUGGGGGCAUAGGAUUAGCCCACGACCAAAUUUGACUGUCCUGAUGUGUCAUAUCCCCUAGUCAGCCCUUUUGAGCCGUGUGUUAUCCUUUCUUUUGGUCUGAAAUGAAAAAAAAAUCACCCUUUGCAUCUUUUAGAAGGUUCCACAGAGUGGUUUUUUACAUAUUCUCUGCUGCUUUUGCUAAAUUUGAUGUGACUGUUGGAGGUAGUGCUUAAAAGUUGGGCUGGGCAUUAGGGAUGACAAUGGGUCGGGUCGGGGACGGAUAGUGCAUAUCCGUUACCCUACCCGAAGUAGUUCGGGUUUUACCCAUACCCAUACCCACAUGCGAAACGGGUACAAAAAUAAAACCAUGCCCAUGCCCGUUCGGGUUUCGGGUAUCCACGGUUAUUCAUGGAUAAUAAUUUCUCUUUAUAACUCCAACCAAUAUGUUAACAUUCACACGUAUUCUCACAUUACGUAAGAGGAAAAGUACGACAAUAGUUCACUAGAAUGAAGAAAAUUAACUAAAACAACACAAUUUCAUGAAAAUAUUAUAUUUAUAUGCUAAAUAUAAAAUAUGUUAGUGAAAAAUAAUAAUUAUUUCUAGAGAAAAUACACAUGCAUGCGUAUAAUCGGGCGGGUUCGGGUUGGAUAGUUAGAAACCCAUAACCACCCAUUACCCGCAAUAUUCGGGUUCGGGUUUUACCCGUACCCACUAAAUGUCCUUCGGGUUCGGGUUUUACCCUACCCGAUUAGGCCUGAUUCGGGUGGAUAUCCAUGGUUACGGAUAUUUUUGCCAUCCCUACUGGGCAUGUGUUUGAAAUAUGUGCAGAAGUGGUGGCUCUCUUAAGAAAUGAAAAGAAAAUGAAAGAAAGAACAAAGAAAAAUUGAAAGCAAAGAGAGCCACUACCAAAAAUCUGAAUAAUGCCCAGUAAGUAGUGUUUUUUAGCAGUCUGGCUUGGAAAUGUUGACAUUUAUACCUCCUUCGCUCUUGUGCUCUUGAGUAAUGCAGAAUAGCAGAAAGGAAAUACCAGUUUGUUUGACUGUGAUUGUGUGGGUUUCGAAAUGUGGAACCUUGUGCUAUGAAUACUUCCACCACCUAAAAGGCUUUUUCCCCAUGUCCAAGACCCUAGCCAGUCAUUUGAACCUGUGUCUAAGACCUCCUGAUUAGUUAGUGGUGACACCCCAUAUGUGAACUCUAGCAUUUAGAGGUUGCCAUCAUGGUGAAGAGAUGUUAGGGAUUGAGAGAAAUAACAUGCGCAUUUUUCG